GAGGAGACGGGAGCGACCCCCGGACCGGCCGCUGCCGCCGCUGCAACCCGCGCCCAGACUCCGCUGCUGCCGCUGCUCCCGCCCCUCCACCGUCACCACCAUGCCCAAGAGAAAGGCUGAAGGAGAUGCUAAGGGAGACAAGACCAAGGUUAAGGACGAACCACAGAGGAGAUCAGCACGGUUAUCUGCUAAACCUGCCCCUCCGAAGCCAGAACCCAAACCCAAAAAGGCACCUGCAAAGAAGGGAGAGAAGUUACCCAAAGGGAAAAAGGGAAAGGCUGACGCCGGUAAGGAUGGGAACAACCCUGCAGAGAAUGGAGAUGCCAAAACAGACCAGGCACAGAAAGCUGAAGGUGCUGGAGAUGCCAAGUGAAUUGUGUGAAUUUUUGAUAACUGUGUACUUCUGGUGACUGUACAGUUUGAAAUACUAUUUUUUAUCAAGUUUUAUAAAAAUGCAGAAUUUUGUUUUACUUUUUUUUAAGCUAUGUUGUUAGCACACAGAACGCUUUGUUGUUGUUUUGGGGGGAUGGGGCAGAUGUUACAGAUAGGAUGUCUCAGAAGCUGGGUUGAAAUGGGUGGGGAUUUCUUCCCCUCCUGGUUUAUAAGAGGACUUCUCUUGAAUACCAAGAGUAGGUUCCCUGACACACACACACACACACA
Dromiciops gliroides (monito del monte) is the source of this 660-nucleotide messenger RNA. RefSeq names its product non-histone chromosomal protein HMG-17. Gene Ontology annotation, biological process: chromatin organization. The coding region runs from base 101 to 373 and encodes 90 amino acids. NCBI's taxonomy places the organism in Eukaryota, Metazoa, Chordata, Mammalia, Microbiotheria, Microbiotheriidae. Gene Ontology annotation, cellular component: chromatin; nucleus. The transcript has a single exon. The record is from RefSeq and is a predicted model, not a curated record. Gene Ontology annotation, molecular function: nucleosomal DNA binding.